UGUGAAAGGUGACUAUAAAUUGAGCUGCUUCUUCCGCAUGGGAACAGUGAGCACACAGCAUGAGGCACGAGACAAGGACACUGAAGGGACUAAGUACCUGAAAGGAUUGUAAAUUUUUCUACCUCUUUGCUGGAUUAUAACCUUGUGGAAACCUAUUGAGUGAGUGGUGGUAUGCUGACCUGCUCAUUUCAAAGAAAGUUUACGGCCCCAGGCAUUUCCACGACAGAACCACUUGCAAAGACUAGUCUGCUGCUGGAGAAAACCUGAAGCUUGUUUUUAUCUUCACUCACAGUCAAGGCUUUGAAAUGGUUGGCAUGAAAUCUAAAGACAUGGUGCCCUCUGCGGCAGUCAAGUUCUUCGGAGCAGGCACCGCCGCCUGCAUUGCUGACCUCGUCACCUUUCCACUAGAUACUGCCAAAGUCAGACUACAGAUUCAAGGAGAGUCUCAGAAAGCUGAAGGGGUCGGUGCAGUGAAGUAUCGGGGGGUGUUUGGCACCAUCACCACCAUGGUGCGCACCGAAGGGCCCAGGAGUCUCUACAACGGCCUGGUGGCAGGACUCCAGAGGCAAAUGAGCUUCGCCUCCGUCCGAAUCGGCCUUUAUGAUUCCAUGAAGCAAUUCUACACUCGCGGAACGGAGAGUGCUGGGAUUGUGACUCGCCUCAUGGCGGGCUGCACCACUGGGGCCAUGGCUGUGGCUUUCGCGCAACCAACAGACGUGGUGAAGGUGCGUUUCCAAGCCCAGGUCCGACUGGCUGACGGUGGGAGGAGAUACAACAGCACUCUGGAAGCCUACAAGACAAUCGCCAGAGAUGAGGGCGUGCGGGGCCUUUGGAAAGGUACAGGUCCAAACAUCACCCGUAACGCCAUUGUGAACUGUGCAGAGCUGGUGACCUAUGACAUGAUCAAAGAACUCAUUCUGAAGUACGAUCUAAUGACAGACAACCUGCCGUGUCAUUUCACAGCUGGCUUCGGUGCAGGUUUCUGCACAACAGUGGUGGCAUCUCCAGUGGACGUGGUGAAAACACGGUUCAUGAACUCAGGAACUGGUCAGUACAGCAGUGCAGUCAACUGUGCUCUCACAAUGCUGAAGAAUGAAGGACCUACAGCCUUCUACAAAGGGUUCAUGCCUUCCUUCCUGCGACUGGGCUCCUGGAACAUUGUGAUGUUUGUGACUUAUGAACAAAUUAAAAGAGGUAUGACCAGAGCACAGCAGUACUGGGAGUCACCAUUUUGACCGCAGCUUGUUGGACUUUUUUGUUAAUCAGGGCUGUUCAGACACAAUGGUCCAACAAACACCAUGAUGCAGUGGUGACUGAGGGUUGGGAAAGGAGACCUGUAGGAGGCCCAAAGGAGAGCGCCAAAUGCUUUCAGGGCCAAUGGUCGCAUUACUGACAUGGCUCAGAGGUGGACUUUAUGUAAUACGGACUUGCGUCAGAGACACUUCUGGGGCAUCGUUGCAAUACCAGAAAGAUUCAAGGAUUGGAGUUUAAAGAGACAUUUUAUGAAAUGUGAUGGUCAGUGCUUCCAUUACAAAGAAGCUCAUUGAGGUGUAAAAGAUGGCUGUGAUAUAUUAAUCAAGAUUUUUAUCUCGUCUCUACACUGAAACCUUGAUCAGCUGUCUGAAGAUGGACUUUGACCUUUAAGAGGAUGAACUGAAAGAUCGCAUUAUUAAUGUUAUGGUGGAGGUGUAAUAUUUAAGUUAUUGUGGGUUUCCCAUGAAAGCAAAGGCAAGUUUGUGAGCUAAACAGUGACCAUUUUAUUGUCUUUUACAUUGUUGUCUGUAUUGUGGAUUGUUUACACUGUUCACCAUUGUUUGUGGUACUUAGUCAGGGAUUUAUAGUUAAAUGUAAAUAUUUCUUGUUAGCAACUGUAUGAUUUAUUGCUGGUCGAUGAGUCACGUCACGCACAAUGAAAACAAUGUCAAAGUUAAUUAAUAAAGUGAUAAUCUUUU
Amphiprion ocellaris (clown anemonefish) is the source of this 1952-nucleotide messenger RNA. Its product is annotated as dicarboxylate carrier SLC25A8-like. The record is from RefSeq and is a predicted model, not a curated record. Gene Ontology annotation, cellular component: mitochondrial membrane. The coding region runs from base 306 to 1235 and encodes 309 amino acids. Gene Ontology annotation, biological process: mitochondrial transport; response to cold; adaptive thermogenesis. Gene Ontology annotation, molecular function: oxidative phosphorylation uncoupler activity. Lineage: Eukaryota; Metazoa; Chordata; Actinopteri; Pomacentridae. The transcript is spliced from 8 exons.